Messenger RNA from Limulus polyphemus (Atlantic horseshoe crab), 3289 nucleotides. Its product is annotated as transcription factor Sp9-like. Gene Ontology annotation, molecular function: DNA-binding transcription factor activity, RNA polymerase II-specific; RNA polymerase II cis-regulatory region sequence-specific DNA binding. Gene Ontology annotation, biological process: regulation of transcription by RNA polymerase II. Lineage: Eukaryota; Metazoa; Arthropoda; Merostomata; Xiphosura; Limulidae. The transcript is spliced from 2 exons. The record is from RefSeq and is a predicted model, not a curated record. The coding region runs from base 175 to 1623 and encodes 482 amino acids.
CGAAUGAGAGCAAAGCAGUAGGACUUUCGAACGCGAGAGCUCUGACGUAGCUGUAGCUUUCUCUAAAGUACAACAACUGUUUAGCUGAAGCUGUUCAUUUGUCGACAGGCUGUGUUGAGAACCUCUUCUAAAGCUAACCUAUACACUUAGUGUUGAAGUUGAUUUUAAAGUUUAAUGGUGCAAGAAGUUUGGUGGUGCUCGGGGGCCAGUCCGUGGACUGAGGGCACAAACAUAGAGUUUUGUGGAACUUCAGAUCCUCCCAGUCAGUGUGAACAACAGUCGUACUCGAUCAUGGCUAGCACCAUUAAUUUUGGGGAACAUACACGGUUGGGAGGAUCGCCUCUUGCCAUGUUGGCAGCACAGUGUAACAAGCUCGCCAGCAAGACUCCGCCACCGCUCGCCGACGCCGCAGUUGGAAAGGGUUUCCAUCCUUGGAAGAAAGGUCCACAGACAACUGGUAGUCCAGCCGCCGGUCUGACGCUGGGUUCCCAGCGAGUUUCCACUAUCGCCAAUAGCAACUCUCCAGCCCUCAAUUACCAGAGGCCCGUAGUGACGUCAUCUUGUAGCACCGCCUCAUACGGCGGGGACAGCCUGUUUUACCCAGGAAAUUGCAUGACAUCAUCACAGGGAGAUCCUGGCCAGACCACCCUUCUUAGCAAAGUCCACGGAGAUUCUGCACAUUUAGGCACAAUGUAUUCUCGAAUUGGGAUGGGCGCUCAUCCUUAUGAAAGCUGGCCAUUUAACAUGAACGUGGCUGGGGCCGCUCAUGGUGGUAUCAAACCCGAGGUGUCAUCGGUCAACUCCACGACCUGGUGGGACAUGCAUGCAGCUUCGGCAGGAGCUGGCUCGUGGUUCGAGAUGUCUGGUGCCUCUCCGGCUCUUCACGGGCAGAUUCCCGCUAAUUAUGCUGGGGGAGACUACACUUUCGCACCGACCUUGGCAGCAGCUUCAAGUCCGGCUCACCUAUUAACGCCCGGACAGCACCUUCUUCAAGACACUUACAAGUCUAUGCUACCCACGGCUCAAGGAAUGGGUUCCUCUAUGACUUCACCAUUUGGCCUGUCUCAGCCCACUCUCCCUCAAGUACCGUCCCCUCGAUCCCAACGACGUUACACUGGGCGCGCCACGUGCGACUGUCCCAACUGUCAAGAAGCGGAGCGACUGGGCCCAGCAGGAGCCCACUUAAGAAAGAAAAACAUCCACAGCUGCCAUAUUCCGGGAUGCGGAAAAGUUUAUGGGAAGACAUCCCAUCUAAAAGCUCAUCUUCGUUGGCACACCGGUGAAAGGCCUUUCGUGUGUAACUGGCUGUUCUGCGGAAAGCGUUUCACGAGAUCAGACGAGCUCCAGCGCCAUCUCAGGACCCACACUGGGGAGAAACGGUUCGCUUGUCCUAUUUGUAAUAAGCGUUUCAUGCGGUCUGACCAUUUGAGCAAGCACGUUAAGACCCACAACGGACACACCACAGAGAAAAAAGGUAGCAGCAGUGAGAACUGUAGUGAUUCAGAAAACAGUCAGAGUGAGCCCCCUAGUGUGAACUCUCCUGCUUCUAUAAACACUCCACCAUUGCCCCCACAGACAGCGGCCAUGACCACUAAUCGUAGUUCCUUAGUGGACACCAAGUAGUGGACACUGUGAUCAAGUGACCAUGAAAUUAAUAAGAAGAUCUGUCUUGGGUGGACAUCGUUUUACAGAGUGGCAUGAGAAAGUAGUAUCGUUCAGCUGUGCUCGUCAAGUUGUGGCCAAACUAAUUUUGUUCAAGAAUUCAGUUGAUGUAAAUCAAAUGUUACAACUUAUGUUACAUAUAAUCUAGUUAUUUCUAGGUGUUUUCUUGAAGCUGUUCUUGUACAUAAUAUUGUAUGUAUGCACACAAAUACAUAAUAGAAAUAUAUCUGUAUAUAGCAGCCAUGCUCCAAUGAUGUUUUUGUCUUUAGUACGUGAGCGACUCCACCAGACAACCAGCCACAGAAAGUAUGCUUAUCUUGUAGAUAAACGUUACAAUGUGUGCAUGACUUGUGUGGUGCGAUUAUCUUCAAAAACAGCGUAAGGUCGGCUUAUCCUCAUUACAGUGUAGUAUUGGGGAACAACACGCAAGACUUGAGCAGAAACCAGGACCAUGAGUGUUUCCACUUUGCUGUUGUCCUCAAUGAUUGUAGUAUCCAAUCUAAUAUUCUAAAGUAGUAUAUUUUGUUUUUUCUGUGUCGUUUUAAUGAGUGCAUUUUUAGCUUUAAAAAUACACAACACGCUGAAUAUCACGUUUUCACAAUAAGAAACAAGUGAAAGUAAGAAUAAGUCUUUUUAUAGGAGAAAUGAGGAAGAAAUGUACGUGAUUUUGGUUCUAUUCGAAGUUACUAUUUCUAUUCAUUCCCUAAACUUAAGUAUCUGAAAAUGCCUGCUUUGUUAAACACGUCACUGAGGAAAAUGAAUGUGUUGGCUUUUACAGAUGGUGCACAUAUGUUUAGAUAUCACCGAGAUCUUAACGACGAUACGUUAGUUAAGAGAUACGUAACUUCUGGGUUUCUUGUUAGGUUUUUUUACGUUUUUCAACUAUCUUAUUGACAGGGUUUGUAAUGAUAUUAUGCCAAAAUAGUCAAGUUUGUAUACAAAAUUCUCUAGGAAAUAUUUCUUGUACUAGGGUUUAUUGAUUUGUAUAACGAAUAAUUAAUGCAAAAAUCUGUUGUUUUACGAUUAAUAUUAAACUUUUAUAAUAUUUGCUCUGAUGUCGUUUAAUUUAAUUCAAUAUUUAAUCAAAGCAGAAACUUGGACGCAGGUCAUUUGAUAAAGAGGUUAAAAUAACGUAAGAAUUUACAUAUAUUUUGUUCUGUUUCUUAACUUGUUUAGAGGCUUAACAGAAAAUAGAAUUCAUUUAAAAACAAAAAUGUGUUUCUCGUGAUGUGGUGAUAUUGCAUUUCUUAAACAUAUUCAGAAGUUAAAGAAGGAAAUAUAUAUACAAUCUACGCUUGAAGUGCUCUGUUGAAUUACCUGGAUUUCAUAUUAAGAAACAGACUUCACAGUAGCAGGUACAGUCUACAGAUCAAGAAGAGUGUGAAACACUAACUGUACGGUAGUGCCAUAAUGUCAGCUCAGGCAGAAUGUAAACUGUAUCACGUACAUGUUAAGCUAUAACUACCAAGCGCCGUAGGGUAAAUUUUAUUACCUCAUUAAUUCUGACUAUGUUUUUGUUUUGUUGUCGUUCAAGAAGGAGCUUUAAAAUUUGAGAACUGUAAUUCAACAGAAAAUAAUUAUUUAAGUAUAUGUGCUAAACGAAUUAAUAUGCAAGGGUGUACUAUUG